AUGACCGACAACCAACCUCUAGCAGAGAUCCUUCGCGAUGGACAACUCACCGCCAUCGCCGAGCUGAACCCCGAGGUUUCUGAUCAGAAUAGACGAGUCGUCGACGGUACCAUCACCAUUACAUGGCCUUUCAGCGUUCUCAACAAAUCAAUCGCAUUUCUACUAGCCGAGCGCGACUUUCGACUUCGACGCGAAAAGGGACAGGUGCGCAUUCGAUUCCAUGGCGCUUCAGCAAAGGCUAUUUCGGAUGCUUCUCUAGGAGGUGGCGAUGAGAUCCGCCUAAGCUUGGAAGGAGUCAAAUGGGAGAGGAACGAGACGCAGACGCAGGUUGCUGGUAGCACACUCGAAUGGCAACUCGAAUUCAACAAUCGCCUGAUCCUAAGCAUCCGCAGGCCUGGUUCAGAGCAGGAUGAAGUCAUCAACAUCGACACGCCAGCCACGGAGCCCGAAGCCACCAACGACCAGACCGAGAGCAUUGCGCCUGCUGACAUCACCAUAUCCAACACCGAUUUUGCGAUACCCUCACCACGAUCCCCGAACAUCUCUCUCCCAGCCAAGCGAAAUGCUCCUGAGCGAGAACCAGAAGAGUUCUCGUCUCCCGCCUUUCUCAAGCGAGCUCGAGUUUCAUACGGAGGACUAUUUGAGGGUGGCCUGGACAUUUUCGAUGAGGAAAUCACUAAGAAGGCCAAGUCCAAGAAGCGCUCAAGGUUCAGUCUGCCUGCCAAUGCUUGGAGAUAUACCAGCCAGUCUCCCAGCCCCGAACCCGAUGAGGCUUCCCAGGAAGCAGACGACGCGCCCCAGACGAACGGUUCCCUUGGUCAGAAUGGCACAGUUGAGGAUACGCCAAUGCCCACGCCUCCGCGGCCGCCCAUGAUUGAUCAGGGAUGCCAGACAGUAGACGUCGACUUCACGCCCAUGGCUAGUGUCCAAGUUUUGGCCGAGUCGCGGCCUACCUUUGGGUUUCCGCAGGCGACCCCAACACCACUCCCAAGAACAAAGCCAAUCGAGGCAGGCAAUGCGCUAUUGGGCCACUCCUUGCAAUUUCAAGGAGAAGCCGAGGGUCAUCAACACCUCCAUCCCGAGGCACACCCUGACCUACUCAGUCACUCGCCAAACCACAUCGAUACCGGGCUCACAUUCGGUUUCACCCCUCAAACCGUGCUCUUCCCGUCUGCGCCAGGCCUUUUCCCUGCAGACCACGACCAAGAUGCACCACCAGAGUCGCCUAGUCGCGGCGCGAGGGCAGAGGACUACCCAGCAGAAUUCCUGGAUGCCACUCAUCUCCCCCCUGAAAGUACCGUUUCUCAUCCAAGUCUUUCUGCGCACGAAUCGCACAUCAGCCCCCAGCCUACAGACCAUCAAGUUUCUUUUGAUUCGGCGUCAACUCUACACCCCGUAUUCGACGCCCCCUCGCGAUCGCCACAGACUGCGUGGGCGCCUGAAGUCUCAGCUGGGCCGUUCUCUAAUGCAAUCGCUAGAAGCGAUGUAGACAACCCAGUUGAAAUCUUGAGUUCAUCGCCCAGCAGAGAAGCAAGUCCCAGGCCCUUCUCACCUUCAGGGGAGGAUCUAGCCGAGGACGCUGCUGCGGAAGCCUCGCCAGAACCGGCACUGGAGGAACUCUCGAGUGAGGCAGAGCAUUACCGAGAUGGAGGCGAUGAACCUGGCGACGAUUACGAUCUACGGAACUACGACCGAGCACAUGAUGACGAUGACGACGUCCAAUCCUCUGAAGAAGAAGGUCUAAACAACGACGUGGAGGCACAGAUCAUGAAUCCCGAGGAAGACGAAGCGGAUGAAGAUGAGGAGCUCGAUGGACAGGAAGAGCGGGAAUUGGAUGAAGAGCCCGAUGAAUAUGAGGAGGAAAUGUACGAAGAAGGCUUCGAAGGAGAGGGCCAGGAGUACGAAGGCAGCGAUGGUGAUGCAGAAGGCGAAUAUUACUCGGGUGAAGAAGGCUCCUAUGAUGAGGAGGAGGGAGAAGAGGAAGAAGAAGAAGACGGCGACACACGAGCUGGUCCUCCUGGUCGAUUCGCCCCUCCCGCAGAGCCUGUUUUCAUCAGCUUGCUCUCUGAUUCUGAAGACGAAGACGAAGAUAAGGAUCAAUCAAACCCGGAGCAAGAGCAGGACAAGGAACCAGAGCAGGAACCCCAACAACCACCCGAGGCAGAGUCAAAACCGGAGCCCGAACAGAAACCAGACCUUGCACAAGAGUCCGGGCCCGAACAAAAGGAGCAGCCAGAGCCAGAUUCAGCACCAAAGCCAGAACUUGAACCAGAGCCGGAACCCGAACAAGCAGAGGAGCCAGAAAACCCACCAGAGGAGAAAUCCAAGGAGGAAAAGCCCGAAGAGGAGGUGGCGACAGAGUCGAUCGCCCAGCCAGAGCCAGAGUCUAAGCCAGAGCCUCCAGCAGAGAAAUCACCACGCGCGGAUCUGGAGGAGGCAAAUCAGGUUGACGAGGCAGAAGCCACCACCCCUAGCAAACCAACGGGACCAGACAAUGCCCGAGGUUCUGCUGAACCUUCUACCGGCGAGAUGGAAGUCGACACCGAACCAUCACAUCUUGAAGUAACAGACGCAGGCAAAGAUCAAGACCAUGACAGUGCGCCUCCUGAUAAGGAGAUCCCAGAUGCGGAAUCUGCGCACCAGGCUCCGUCGAUUCAAUCUCCGCAAUCUAUGCCAGCGCAAGGGUCGCAUGCUGGACAAGAUGAAGAACCCGAAGCGGCUCCGGAGAAUGAAAUAUCGACUGACGUGGAAAUGGGCGAUGCGCCCGUCUUGGCUGAGGAAUCGAAAGACAAGGCGGAAAACAAAACCACUGGCUUGAACGAUUCGGACGAGGCUCACCCUGUCACUACCACGACCGAGGAACAAGCUGAGGCCAUGGAUAUCGAUGAAACGCAUGAGGCGCCCGAGGAGCCAACAACGACCAUAUCUUUGGAGAUUGCUGACACGACUACUGUUGUCAGCAAAGAAGUCGAUGGCACGAUUGCGGAGAGCGCACAGGGGCCAUUGGGGGAAGACAAGGAUAAGGUCACCCCAGUCGAGGCCCCAGCUGGGGAAGAAGCGUUUGCAGAACCACACGGUACCCCAGAAAAUGGCGUCGAGCCAUCGAAAUCGCCAACCGCUCCCGCAGCGGGGGUUGCCCUGGCCGGGGAGAAGACGGGUGCAGCCCCAGACAAUCGAGAAGCAGUCGUGGAAGCUCGAGAAUCUCAAGCCCAGGAUCCAGCCGAAUCUCCUGACGCCACAAUGCAGGAUGCUUCUUCUGAGCUGACAACAGCGGCUCAGCAGCAGCCAACAGGUGCUGUAGACCAAACGGGCCACGGUGAGGGUGAGGGUACCGGGGAAGCUGGCAGUGAUGAGCAGCUGGCAGCCGAUGGGCAGCUGGCAACCCAUGGCCAGAUGUCUCCCCCGCCAACGCAGUUUUCUCACGCACAGGCAUCUCAAGACACCAACAGAGAAGCACCCUUGCUUUCUCAGGCUACAUCCAUCAUCUCGAACGAUCACCACGACGCCCAUCUUCCCACCCCUGGCGAGACACAGCAGGAAAUUGAGGUCGAGAUGGCCGUCACCAUCACCACGGCCACGACCAACCAAGACAUGCCGGCCGACGAAGGUGAUGUAGGCCCAGAGGAUCAGAUCAUGGCCGAAAUCCUUCAGCACUCCCCCAUUCGACCAGACACCACCCUUCAGCUUGCAAGCCCUGCCGCAUGCUCCCCCACAGCUUCAGUGCCCAAAUCGUCUCCCCAGACUGUGCAGACCGAGGAACUUCACGAAACGCCAUCGAGAACCGCUCGGCGGGCGCCCGAAGCGGCCCCUGUCACCAAGUCCCUGCGCAGCCGGCGCCAUAGGUCAAGCAAAUCAUCCGACCAUGCCGACCUCUCACAGCCUGACCCCAGUAUUCUAUUGGCCAUAGGAUCGGCCGCACCGACACAUGGGGACGGUCAUGUCAAGCACAACAGCCCAACGGGAUCGGUUCGUGUGACGCGCAGCAGGGCGGAGCAGAAUGAUCCUAGCCUCCAGUUAGUGAGGGCAUCAGCGCAGGCAGAUGAAGGCAAGGGCAGAGGAAAGAGAAAGGCUGCCGACAGUCAGAGCAUUGCGAGCGCAGAAAACAGCUCGCCAGGAUCACUGAGAGUGACCCGUCAGAGGGUAGAGGAUGACCCCAGCAUUCGCCUCAUCAAGGCGUCGAGCCCUUCGACGCGACAGACACGAAGCCGCAGGACGUCGGAUCACAGGCGCGAGACCCCUAAGCGUGAGACUCGGUCAGCCUCUCGAAGCCUACAGCUUCGAGGAGAUACACCAGGGGCGACUUCAGUAGCGCUCAAGUCACCGUCUAUUGCAGGGUCUGCUGCUACAGCGGCUGAGGACGAAAAUGUCGGCACAGUCAAGCUGCAGCUGCUUAGGAGCCUGCGCACGACCAUGCCCGACUACUUGUCGCUCAAGUCGCUCAGACACUCACUGAACAAAACAACCGACAUCCUGGCCAUAGCGACAGCAACGCCGGAGAAGGCACACCGACCGAAACACGGGCCCCGGGAUUAUAUGCUCACCUUGAAUCUCACCGAUCCAUCGAUGGCUCCCUCCGGGGUUUGUGUGGCCCACAUCUUCCGGCCGCACCUCGCCGCUAUGCCGGCCGUCCACAUCGGAGAUGUGGUCCUCCUCCGGCGGUUCCAGGUGGUGUCAAUGAAGGGCCGGGGCUUUGGGCUCCGGGCGGGGGAUGCCUCGGCAUGGGCCGUGUUUGAAAAGGCGGGCGUGGAGAUGGAGCCGCAGGUCAAGGGCCCGCCCGUCGAACUUACCGCGGAUGAUGUCAAGUACGCCGAGGGCCUACGGCGGUGGUGGAGCCUCUUAGAUGACAAGGCGAUGGAGAAGAUCGAGAGGGCCAGCCGGAAGGUGACCGAGGCGGGCAAGGACGACACCAAAUAA
This is a messenger RNA of Fusarium falciforme, 4914 nucleotides long. Its product is annotated as Telo-bind domain-containing protein. Bases 1 to 4914 code for a protein of 1637 amino acids. The record is from RefSeq and is a predicted model, not a curated record. NCBI's taxonomy places the organism in Eukaryota, Fungi, Ascomycota, Sordariomycetes, Hypocreales, Nectriaceae. Gene Ontology annotation, biological process: telomere capping; regulation of telomere maintenance via telomerase. Gene Ontology annotation, cellular component: chromosome, telomeric region; nuclear telomere cap complex. The transcript has a single exon. Gene Ontology annotation, molecular function: telomerase inhibitor activity; G-rich strand telomeric DNA binding.